AUGGAUGGAAGCGAAGAGAUUAACUUAAACAAUAGACCCAAAAUUCAAGUCGGGAGCAGUCAAGGUGAUGGCUUCGGUACUAGUGAGGAACCUGAAAAGAACUUGAACGAAAUGAUUGCGAGUGAUGGAGAAUGUGGCAAAUGCGAAUCGCGUGAAUCGCCAGAACCAGAAGUGGAUGCUCAGAUACUUCAGCGUGCAAUACAGAAGCUUUACAGCGAUCCUUCUUUUGCAGUCAUUUGCAGUUUCUUCAAUAAAUUCGCUGUCUUCCUGGGCUUAAAACCGCAAUGCUUUGCCAAAAUGGAAAACAUGUUUGCCAGUUUUCACGUUACAGGCAAAGUUGAUCGGGAUUUGAUCGAUUUACACUUAAUGUUGAUGCGAAAAUUAACAUUUAAAUCAGCAAGAUUGGAAGUAUGGGAGAAAUAUCUUCUGAAAUUCUGCUCUCUUGUUCCUUCUCUUGAAACUGAGUAUCUGCAACUGGAACGAUACGGUUAUUUACACACAACUGCAGGCACGAAGCUUGCAAUUCUCAAAGCGUUAUGCGAAAGUCAAUUUGACUUCAACGUUAAAUUUAAGGAAAGUUUAUUAAAUUCUUGUGCAGCAAGUGAUUUACGCCUUUUGCCUAUCGGUUAUGACAAAGAAGGUCUCGCUUACUUGUAUCAGCAAGAUGCUGAUUUAGUUAUUCGUAUAUAUUCAGCCGAACAGGAUGAUCAUUCGGGCGGCUCAUGGAAACUUGUUGCCAAGUGUAAGGAAGAACUAGAAAAUUUGGUUAUGGAAUUAAAAAACAGACUUGCUUCAAAAUAUUUAUCCAAUCUGCAAAAACAGCAUGAAGAUUCAUUACCAACUCCGGCUGCAGUUGAGACGGACGAGCAGACUAAUGUUUCAUCUUCAUUUACAACAAAAAGAGGUGCUUUACUGGAUACUUAUCAGGACGAGUCUGCAGUCAAGAAAAAAAUCGUGAAACCGAGUCAAAUGAGGAAAAAAGCGGCUGUUGAAGAAGAAUCAAAAAAAGAAAAUAGUGCACCACCAAUAGAAAUCACAGAAGAUAUUCCUGAUGAAGUAAAACCAUUCCUCGAUCGUCGUGUCCUACCACGCAGAAGUGCCCGUAGUGCUGCAAUAAAUCAGUUGAAAGAGUUGACUGCUCCGCUUAAACCUCAGAGUGGUAAAAGGAAAAAUCAACAAAAGAAACAAUUGGAAAUAGAAAGUGCAAAACAGCUGAAAAUUCUUGACAAAAAUAAUGAUCAGGAUGAUAGCGAAGAUAAUGAUGAAAAUGAAAAAGAUGAUAAUGAUGCUGAUGAUUUUAUAUUAGCAGAAACUUCGACCUCUUCUGAUGAUGACUUCAUGCCGCUUUCCGAACUGAAAAAGAAGAACCAGAACUCAAGACGUCGCCGGGGUAGAAAAGCAGCUGUGGAAAAAGAUCCAUUUGAAACGGUAGAAUCAGAAGAAGAUGAAGAGAGCGAUGACGGCCAAGAAAAGAAGUCCAAGAAAGAGCGGAAAAAAGCUACAGAAGAAACACUUUGCGUGAAAUGUAGUAAAAGCUCAAAUCCAGAAGUGUUGCUGUUGUGCGAUUUAUGCGAUGAAGCUUGGCAUACCUGGUGCUUACAUCCAAUAUUGUGGUACGUACCAGAUGAUGACUGGUUUUGUCCAAACUGUCAGCAAGCGAUGCUAAUUGAAAAAUUCUCCGAAGUGCUGGUUGUACUUGCUGAACAAGUGAAGCGUAAAGCUGCUGAAGACAAAAAGAAAGAAGCGGCCGCAGAGAGAUUGAAACGCGAGAUGGAGUAUAUUGGUGUAUCGUUAAAUAACAUCAUUGAUACAGUAAGAGAUACAAAAGUGGAAAGCUCUGAGUCGUCAGAAGAAUCCGAUGAAAAUGAUGGCGAACGCAAAUCAAAAAAGAAAGCAAUUAGCUUAUUUUUUAUUGAACGUCUUGAUGUGUUUAGGCGUCUUGGUGUCUAUCCACAGAAACCAGUUGUCCCAAUAGCACUUUCACGAUCAAGACGACAAGUUGCCAAAGUUGACUAUAAGUUUGGUGCAUAUGAUGAAUUAAUCCAGGAAGCUGUGAAAAAUAUGGAUGAACCGCCAGCAAGGCAAAUUUGUCCAAGUAGUGUGCGACCGAAGGGCGGAGCUGGACGCGGCAAAGAUAUGUCAAACAUCAUAAAUGCUGAAAAUAAGCGGAUACCGAAAAGUGUGGAGGAUAGUUACCAAGAUGAUGGCCUUGAAGGCCAUAUGCGAAUGAAAUCAAAAAUUGGAAAACCGUCCAGAAGUCGUCAUCGAUUAAAUGAUCUAAACGUGGAUGAAAUGACUGAAUCGGAUACUGAUGAAUAUGAAGCAAGCGACAGCGCUUCUGUUUCGGACCCAACAGAUGAUACCGAUGAAUACCUGCCUUCUGAUACUUCCUUUAUAAGGAGAACAUCCAAGCGAAAUUAUUCUAAUAAACGAACUCAAAGUGAUGACGAUUUUGUGGUUUCUGGCUCUGAAAGUGAAUACGAACCAUUAAGAAAAAAGUCGCACAAGUUAAAAAACACGAAAAAGAUAAGUGGAAAGAGAAAACAUGAAAAAUGGACAUCUUCUGAUGAAGAUUCUACUUCCGAGCGGAGCGACAAUUACCAGAGUGAAGAAAGUAGUAGUGGAGACAGGCGCGCAAGGCGACGUGCUGCUACUAAAUGGGCACCACGCGCAAGCAGUUCGGAUGCGGAUUCAAAUCAUUCAGUGCAAAAGACUGCUGCAGGAAGGCCGUUAAGGAAAGCAGUAGCAAAAAGACCGAGCCUGACAAUGGAUAAUGGUGACGAUGAGGAAGGAGAAGAGGACGAAGAAAUGGAAGAGAGACAUAAAGAUGUUCGUCUAAUGGGCUCGGGACGGAAAAUUGAAAGUUCUGACGAAUUUGAACCAGAUGAAGAGGAAGAGGAGGAAGACGAUGAAGAGGCGGACGAAGAAACUGUCGAUGAGGAGGAGAUGGAGGACAAAGAGGAAACAUCGACGAUUGACGAUGAGGAACAGGGACAAAGUGAUGAGGAGGAAGAUGUAGAAGAAAAAAAAGGAAAGGCAGUGAAGGUUGAAAAUGGUGUCGAAGUUGUGAAAGAAGUUACAUUCAGUUCGACUAAGGCUUUAUCUGUUGACGGUCAUGAGAAGCAGACAGAAGAUGUGGAUGAUAUCUUUCCUUCAACUUCGGACAAUGUAAAGAUUAUGCUUAUUGAUGAAGCAGCUUGGAAGGUAAAGUCGGAGCAAACUGAUCAGGAGGUAUUUUAUACUGAAAACGCGAAAACGGAGGAUGUAAAAAAAGAGACAAAAGUAGCGGAAAAAGUAGUUGCAAACAUGGCAGCUACGACCUCCAAUAUAACUUCAUAUGUUCCACCUUCAUGCUUUCCAUCAACCUCAGCAGAUCUCUUAUCGCUGAAUCCAUCAUCGGUAAUGCAGCAAAUGGCUCGACUUGCUUCAUCGUCAGCUGCACCAAUGCAGCAGUUUGAUUCCUCAAGUUCUGCGUACCGAGAUAUGCUGCAAACUACAGCACCUACAUUUAUUUCUAAUGGAGCCCCACUGCAAAUCUAUUCAGGUCCAACUCCAGUUACUGUGUAUCAGGUGCAGCAACCAACAUUUGUGAGGACUCCUUCAGGCAUGGUUCAAUCCAGCAUUGGUCCAUUGUCGCAAGGGUGGCCUCCUUAUCCACCUCCAAAUUCUUUCCCGGCAAAUGCACCACCCCCACCAAUGGUCACUGUCACGACAACUCCGUCACCAACAACAGAUUCUGAGACACUUGGGAACGUUCUUGCUUCUGCAAUGGAUUACUAA
This is a messenger RNA of Cercopithifilaria johnstoni, 3780 nucleotides long. The record is from the annotation of a GenBank genome assembly. NCBI's taxonomy places the organism in Eukaryota, Metazoa, Nematoda, Chromadorea, Rhabditida, Onchocercidae.